AUGGCCUCGUGUCCUGGCAUGUGGUUUGGAGAAGGGUUCGCCGUCCCCUCCCCGUCCAACGUCCUAUCGGGCAAGUCUACCACCGACAGAUUAGACUUACGACAUAUGGGGAACGUCCAGUCAGUGACCGCUGGGCUCGUCGCAACUGCUAGGGCCGUCAUGGCUAUGAUACAUCUUAUCACCCAUUCCCCCAUACGCGACAACCCCACACUGCGAAACAUCAACAAUGCGAGGAAUGGAUGGGAUGCACGGAGGCAGGCGGCGGCAGCUCUCCACCAGGCAGAGGAAGCAAGGCGCCGAGCAGAGGAAGCGAUCUUGCAGUUACAACAGGUUCGUAGGCAAGUCCCUGGCGGCGACAGCUACGAUCCCCUUAGCCAGGACGCAACAUCGGCUUCGCAUUCGAGCAGGCAAGGAUGGGAACAGCGAUGCCUGAUCGAUCUUGAUUCGGCAAGCGAUACGACACUCACAGAAGCUGGUGAGGAGGCAAGGUCAUUCGAGGAGAGGUCACUGGGAGAUAUCGAGAAGAGGAGAGGGAAAGAGCAAGAGCUGCUCAAGAUAUGGCGGAACGCGUGUCAAGAGACUGCCGCAGAAAAGGCCAGGAUUGCAAAGGAAGCUCAGGAAGAGAUGGAAGCGAACCUAAGGAAAGGUGUCCAACCCAUCACCAUACCCACCCCUGAGGAAGUCGCAGCUGCCAAGUCGAAAGAGUCUCUGGCAGCGGAAAAUCAUCCCUUGAUCAAUGCCUUCCGUGGCUUGCGUAACAAGGACGUUGGUGCAGCUCCAACGGGCAUCGUUGAAAUGACGUCCACAGUCGACCGCUACCCCGACCCAAACCCUAGGAACCCCUUUGUAUGGUACGAUAUUCCGGGGGCGGGCACACUCCAGCAGUCCGACUGGCUAUACUUCAAUAGCCAAGGGCUCUUUGUCUUUGACUGCAUCAUUGUUCUCUUUGACGUUCGUUUCACUACCACAGACAUCGCCAUCCUCAAAAACUGCCAGCGCUUCCAAAUCCCAACCUACAUCGUCCGCUCGAAAGCGGACGCACAUAUCCGCAAUAUCAUGCGCGAUCUGGGGUACGAGAGUGGCAGCGAUGGGCGGGCGCGGCGUGCGGAGCUGUACAGCGCUGCACGCGAGCAAUACAUUAAAGAAACAAGGGUAACCGUCCAACGAAACCUGCAAGAAGCCGACCUACCAGAUCAAAAGGUUUACAUCGUCUGUAACACCACCGUGUUGUCCACGGUCAAGGACAGAUCUCUCUCCCCGAAAACAAUUGAUGAACUGGACUUGAUGAAGGAUUUACUUGAGGAGGCUCGCUCUCGCCGUUGCGUUCCCCAGCGUAUUUUGCAGUAG
Messenger RNA from Pisolithus orientalis, 1347 nucleotides. Its product is annotated as interferon-inducible GTPase-domain-containing protein. NCBI's taxonomy places the organism in Eukaryota, Fungi, Basidiomycota, Agaricomycetes, Boletales, Pisolithaceae. Gene Ontology annotation, molecular function: GTP binding. The transcript has 5 exons. The record is from RefSeq and is a predicted model, not a curated record. Gene Ontology annotation, cellular component: membrane. Bases 1 to 1347 code for a protein of 448 amino acids.